Messenger RNA from Triticum aestivum (bread wheat), 1119 nucleotides. Its product is annotated as pathogenesis-related protein PRB1-3. The transcript has a single exon. Lineage: Eukaryota; Viridiplantae; Streptophyta; Magnoliopsida; Poales; Poaceae. Bases 70 to 804 code for a protein of 244 amino acids. Gene Ontology annotation, cellular component: extracellular region. The record is from RefSeq and is a predicted model, not a curated record.
CCGGCCACGAGAGACAAAGCGCAGCAAGCAAGGCAACCAAAGCAAAGCAAGGAGAUCAUAUCAUCAUUCAUGGCGCCCGGCGGGGUUGUGCUCCUCGGCCUCCUUCUCCUGGCGCUGGUGGACGCGCUUGCCGCCGUCCACAUCGACAUCGCGGCGGCCCUGUUCCACUCGCACGACCACCUCGGGGGCAACAAGCACAAGGACAAGCAGUCUUCUUCCUCGCCUUCGUGGCCAGACGGCAAUUACCUUCCGCCGGCGGGCAACAAGGAGAAGAAGGACAAGAAGGAGAAGCCUUCAUGGCCGGACGGUAACGCCGCGGAUUUCUUCGCGGAGGCUGCCAAGAAGGGGCUGCGGUCCUUCACCGGCGGGCGGGGCGGGUACAAGACGAUGACGACGGAGUUCCUGGACGCGCAUAACCAGGUGCGGGCCAAGUACGGCGUGCCGCCGCUGCGGUGGAGCAAGAAGCUGGCGCGGUACGCGCGGCGGUGGUCGGACGCGCGGCGGUUCGACUGCGUGAUGAUGCACUCGGUGGGUUCCCCCUACGGCGAGAACGUCUUCUGGGGCACCGGGUGGGACUGGAAGGCCGUGGAGGCCGUGGGCGACUGGGCCAGCGAGUCCUCCUUCUACGACUGGCGGGCGCAGGCCUGCCACCCGGGCCAGGUCUGCGAGCACUUCACCCAGAUCGUCUGGCGGACCACAAAGUACGUCGGCUGCGGCCGGGCCGAGUGCCUCGCCGGCGGCGUCUUCAUCACCUGCUCCUACGACCCGCCCGGGAACUGGAAGGGAGAGGUGCCGCUCACCUAAUUCUUUCUUUUUGUUAAUUCAUUCAGUAGUAGCCCAUUUGCCUCUUCAUAUUGGGCUGGGCUGGGCUGGGCUGGGCUGGGCUGGACUACACCUCAAGUUUUCAUUUUCUUUUAUUAGCGGACUAGCUUGUCUUCUUAAUUUACUCGACUUUUUUUUACUUAAUUUACUCGUCAAAUAUGAACUAUGCUCGGUGCAUCUUGAGCAACAAGACAAAAAGAUAGACAUUUCAUGGUUCCAGCACGCACCAAUAAUUCAGCAACAGAGUUCAUUCAGCACAGAGAUCACCAAUAAUUCAGCAACAGAGUUCAUUCAGCA